ACGUGUAGAUGGAGUUCCGAGGCAAAUGCCCAAGCCAUGCACGCACACGCGUGUCCUCACGAGCACACGUGUCAUGUACAGGGGGACUAGUCACCACCUCCCUUGGCCACAGCUAAAACAAUUUAAAGAAAUUAAAGAGGGAGAAGCUAGCUCGAGCGAAAGAGAGAGAGAGAGAGAGAUGGCACAAGCAUCAAGAAGCGCAGCAGCAGCACGUCAAGCACAAGAGGAGAGGAGCUUCAAGCUGGUGAUCAGUGGCCACAGCAUCCCUGCAGUAGGACUGGGCACUUGGAAAGCAGCUGGUCACGGUGCAUCUGAGUCGGUCUUCACCGCGGUCACUGAGGCUGGAUAUAGGCAUAUUGAUACAGCAGCAGAAUAUCAAGUCCAAGAAGAGGUUGGUGAUGGCCUGCAGGCUGCUUUUCAAGCCGGAAUAGAUCGGAAGGAUCUAUUCAUCACGUCAAAGUUAUGGUGCACGGAGAUGGUGCCUGAGCGAGUUAGAAAAGCACUGAACAACACGCUUCAGGAACUACAACUUGAUUAUCUCGAUCUUUAUCUGAUUCAUUGGCCCUUCCGCCUUAAAGAUGAUGCACAAAGGCCCCCUAGGGCAGGUGAUGUACUCAACUUCGAUAUGGAAGGAGUGUGGAGAGAGAUGGAGAAACUGGUGAAGGAAGGAGUCGUUCGAGAUAUUGGGCUGUGUAAUUUGACAGUCAAAAAGCUCGAGAAUGUAAUAGGGUUUGCACAAACCAUGCCUUCGGUGGUGCAGAUGGAGAUGCAUCCCGGUUGGAGGAAUGAUAAGAUGUUGGAAGUAUGCAAGAAGAAUGGAAUUCAUGUGACUGCUUAUUCACCAUUGGGUUCAACCGAUGGUCGGGAUCUUAUUCACGAUUCAACUGUUGAAAAGGUGGCGAACAAGCUCAACAAGAGCCCAGGUCAGAUCCUAGUGAAAUGGGGAUUACAAAGGGGGACCAGUGUCAUUCCUAAAUCAACACACGCCGAAAGGAUAAAAGAGAACAUCCAAGUAUUUGGAUGGGAAAUCCCCGAGGAGGAUUUCCGAAUGCUAAGCAGCAUUGGCGAACAGGAGAGAGUGUUGGAGGCGGACGAUCUUUUUGUGAACGAGAGUGACGGUCCGUUCAAGAGUGUAGCUGAUGUAUGGGAUGGUGAAGUCUAGCUUUGCUGAUUUCAGUCUGAACUUGAGUACUAUUGAGUUUUAUGCAAGAGCCAUGGGAUUGUAAAUAUUAAAUACUAGCCGUGAAUCGUGUGUAGUAAGAACUAUGGAUAAUAAGGAUCAACUCUACAAUACAUGUGCGCACGAGCACGCGCACAUGUGAGCAUCCUCAGAUUCUGAAUGUUGCUUGUUUUCUCCAUGGAUUGUCGAGCUAU
This is a messenger RNA of Asparagus officinalis (garden asparagus), 1374 nucleotides long. RefSeq names its product aldose reductase-like. Bases 26 to 1162 code for a protein of 378 amino acids. The transcript is spliced from 9 exons. NCBI's taxonomy places the organism in Eukaryota, Viridiplantae, Streptophyta, Magnoliopsida, Asparagales, Asparagaceae. Gene Ontology annotation, molecular function: aldose reductase (NADPH) activity. The record is from RefSeq and is a predicted model, not a curated record. Gene Ontology annotation, cellular component: cytosol.